Papaver somniferum (opium poppy) is the source of this 711-nucleotide messenger RNA. RefSeq lists its product as uncharacterized. The coding region runs from base 1 to 711 and encodes 236 amino acids. The transcript is spliced from 2 exons. Lineage: Eukaryota; Viridiplantae; Streptophyta; Magnoliopsida; Ranunculales; Papaveraceae. The record is from RefSeq and is a predicted model, not a curated record.
AUGAUAACAGUCAGUGUUGGAGAUGUUUUGGUUUCUGGAGUACAUGCUCAUGUUAAGGUGGUUCAAAGAAGGUUUCAAUGGUCUGAAAUGCAGUUAAUAAGUGAUCUUAAUAAGCCAUGGAUUAUCCUUAGUGAUUUUAAUGCAGUAAUUUCACAUGAUGAGAAAGUUGGUGGUAGACUUCCUAAUAGAACUGCAAUGGUGGAUUUCAAUGAGUGUAUAACUCAGUGUAACCUUCUUCAUGCUCCAAAAAAUGGUCUUCAGUUUUCUUGGUCUAAUUGUCAGCAAGGAAAUAGAAGGAUUCUAUGUAACUUAGACAUGGUCUUAUUUAAUCAGAAAUGGUUGCAAUUGUAUGGAGAUUGGGGAUACAAGUUAAAGGAGCUUAAAAAGGUGUUAAAUGAUUGGAAUUGGAAAGUUUUUGGAAAUGUUCAAGUAAAGAUAAAAGAAGCUGAAGAAAAAGUUAAAAUUGCAAUUGAAAUAUCUGACAACAAUCCAUUUGAUGAAGAUGCUUACAAAGAUUUGGUUAGAGCUCAAAAUGAACAUGCUAGUAGAGAGGUACAAGAAAACAAUCUAUUAAGACAAAAAGUUAGAGUUAAGUGGAUUAAAGAAGGAUCAGCAAAUACUAGUUUCUUUCACACAAAUAUGAAGAUUAGAGCUGCAAGAAAUGCAAUUCAUGAAAUUGAGGAUAAUGAUGGUAAUGUACUUGCAAGUUAG